GGCGCAGCAAAAUUCAGCCCUAAUGGCCAGUUAAUUGCAUCGUGCGGCGACAAGUUAAGAAUUUGCGAUACAUCUUCAGGCGAAUGUGUGCGAACGUUCACCCGGGGAAGAGGUAUGGGACGACAGCUGGCAUGGCAUCCAGACGGUAAUCUGGUGGCUUUAGCAUUAAGUUGUAACCGCGUUAAGAUAUUUGACAUAGCCGAAGGCGAGCUAAUACAGUUGUAUCAAGUGCAUUCGUCGCCGGAGAAUGAUGUUGCAUUUCACCCAGGUGGAAAUUUCUUGGUGACUGGCGGCGAUGACGAUAAAAUAACAUUGCUUGAUUUAUUAGAAGGUCGACCAAUUUAUACACGGUAGUAGUGCACAUUAGCGGAACCAGGUCAAAAUGGACGGGAAAAUUAUACACUAACUGGCCAUACUGACAGAGU
Messenger RNA from Rhagoletis pomonella (apple maggot), 425 nucleotides. Its product is annotated as POC1 centriolar protein homolog. Gene Ontology annotation, cellular component: ciliary basal body; centriole. Gene Ontology annotation, biological process: cilium assembly. Gene Ontology annotation, molecular function: protein binding. The record is from RefSeq and is a predicted model, not a curated record. The transcript has 2 exons. The coding region runs from base 115 to 354 and encodes 79 amino acids. Lineage: Eukaryota; Metazoa; Arthropoda; Insecta; Diptera; Tephritidae.